Molecule: messenger RNA, 667 nt
Organism: Adelges cooleyi (spruce gall adelgid)
Lineage: Eukaryota; Metazoa; Arthropoda; Insecta; Hemiptera; Adelgidae
Product: testis-specific serine/threonine-protein kinase 1-like
Exons: 3
Coding region: 80-667 (195 amino acids)
Biological process (GO): mitotic cell cycle; regulation of cytokinesis; protein phosphorylation
Cellular component (GO): centrosome; cytoplasm; nucleus
Molecular function (GO): protein kinase activity; ATP binding
Source: RefSeq, a predicted model, not a curated record
CAUCCUGGAGAAAGUCCGACACGCCAACCUUAUAACGUUUGUCAAGAUCAGUGACCAACAGCACCGCGUUUACUUAUACAUGGAGUACUGCAAAAACGGUGACUUGGCCCGGAUGAUCAAGAACAACGGACCGUACACCGAACGAAACGCCCGUCAUCUGUUCAUCCAGAUCGUUGCCGCCAUCGAGUACUUGCACAGUAUAGACGUGGCACACAGAGACCUUAAGCCGGAAAACGUGCUGCUCAACCACCUUAACCAGGUGAAAGUAGCCGACUUCGGCUUAGCCGCAUAUAUUCGCAAUCCAAUGAACGGCCGCCGGACCUUAGCGUACUCCCGAUGUGGCACCGAAACGUACAUGCCGCCCGAAGUGUUGAGCAACUCCAGUGAAGGCUACAACUCUACUUUAUUUGACAUAUGGUCGAUGGGAGGCGUACUGCACUUCAUGUUGACCGGUGAGGUGCCGUUCGUGGGCAAACGGAGUUCGGAAAUCUUGGCGCAACAGUUAACCGGCAACAUAUUUUUAUUCCGAGCGAAGCACGUGCUGACCGUGACCGCGUCCGUCAAGAGGCUGAUUCGGCUAAUGCUAGAGCCAGACGUCCUGAAACGGGCUAGGAUACCCGUGGUCAGGCGAUCCGAAUGGAUGAACCUCACUGAUCCCCCUGACUAA